This is a messenger RNA of Funneliformis caledonium, 355 nucleotides long. NCBI's taxonomy places the organism in Eukaryota, Fungi, Glomeromycota, Glomeromycetes, Glomerales, Glomeraceae. The record is from the annotation of a GenBank genome assembly.
UAGUUGGCUUGUACUUGACAAAUCCGUACCCUUAGAAACUUUGAAUAUACACAACGAACUUGAUAUUUCUAGCUCUUCAACAACUACGCCAUAUCUUGAUUUAACAGUACAUGGUCACCCAAAAGAUAAUUCUACAAGACUCAAUAUCUUAGAAAUUGUAAUUCAACUCAGGGAUGUAAUUAAUAUGGCAUAUCCAAAUUUAUUCAAUCAAGUUGAAAAUAUUCAUAAUGCAAUUGUAACUACAAAUAGAAUAAAAAAUAAAAUGAAACGAAAAGCAAGAAAUUUAUUUUUGGAAAAUAAUACACCUACUUCAAUAAUAUCUGCUACAUCUAUAAACAUUAAUUCGGGCAUUUAA